Loxodonta africana (African savanna elephant) is the source of this 4142-nucleotide messenger RNA. RefSeq names its product dual specificity phosphatase 7 (gene DUSP7). The coding region runs from base 16 to 1275 and encodes 419 amino acids. Gene Ontology annotation, cellular component: cytoplasm; cytosol. The record is from RefSeq and is a predicted model, not a curated record. Gene Ontology annotation, molecular function: MAP kinase tyrosine phosphatase activity; protein tyrosine/threonine phosphatase activity; MAP kinase tyrosine/serine/threonine phosphatase activity. Gene Ontology annotation, biological process: negative regulation of MAPK cascade; protein dephosphorylation. The transcript is spliced from 3 exons. NCBI's taxonomy places the organism in Eukaryota, Metazoa, Chordata, Mammalia, Proboscidea, Elephantidae.
CCGCCCGCGCUCCCCAUGAAAAACCAGCUCCACGGCCCCCCAGCGCGGGCGCACAUGUCGGCCUCGGGGACGGCAGCGGCGGGGGGCACCCGGGCGGGGUCCGAGCCCGGUGCAGGGUCCGGGUCCGGCGCGGGCACCGGGGCGGGCGCGGUGACGGGAGCGGGGGCCAUGCCUUGCAAGAGCGCCGAGUGGCUGCAGGAGGAGCUGGAGGCGCGCGGCGGUGCGUCGCUGCUUCUGCUCGACUGCCGGCCUCACGAGCUCUUCGAGUCUUCGCACAUCGAGACGGCCAUCAACCUGGCCAUCCCGGGCCUUAUGCUGCGACGUCUGCGCAAGGGCAACCUGCCCAUCCGCUCCAUCAUCCCCAACCACGCCGACAAGGAACGCUUCACCACACGCUGCAAAGCGGCUACUGUGCUGCUCUACGACGAGGCCACUGCCGAGUGGCAGCCCGAGCCUGGCGCUCCCGCCUCAGUGCUCGGCCUACUCCUGCAGAAGCUGCGCGACGACGGCUGCCAGGCCUACUACCUCCAAGGUGGUUUCAACAAGUUCCAGACCGAGUACUCUGAGCACUGCGAGACCACCGUGGACAGCUCAUCCUCACCGAGUGGCUCACCACCCACCUCAGUGCUAGGUCUGGGGGGCCUACGCAUCAGCUCUGACUGCUCAGACGGCGAGUCAGACCGAGAGCUGCCCAGCAGUGCCACCGAGUCGGACGGCAGCCCUGUGCCAUCCUGCCAGCCGGCCUUCCCCGUCCAGAUCCUGCCCUACCUCUACCUUGGCUGUGCCAAGGACUCCACCAACCUGGACGUGCUCGGCAAGUAUGGCAUCAAGUACAUCCUUAACGUCACGCCCAACCUGCCCAACGCCUUUGAGCACGGCGGCGAGUUCACCUACAAGCAGAUCCCCAUCUCUGACCACUGGAGCCAGAACCUCUCCCAGUUCUUCCCCGAGGCCAUCAGCUUCAUUGACGAGGCCCGCUCCAAGAAGUGUGGUGUCUUGGUGCACUGCCUGGCAGGCAUCAGCCGCUCAGUGACGGUCACUGUGGCCUACCUGAUGCAGAAGAUGAACCUGUCGCUCAACGACGCCUAUGACUUCGUCAAGAGGAAAAAGUCCAACAUCUCUCCCAACUUCAACUUCAUGGGGCAGCUGCUGGACUUUGAGCGGACGCUUGGGCUAAGCAGCCCAUGUGACAACCACACACCCAAUGAGAAGCUCUACUUCUCCACGCCCACCAACCACAACCUGUUCCCACUCAACACGCUUGAGUCCACGUGAGGCCAGGUGCACAGGUGGCAGGGCCAACUGGGAGGGCCCAAGCCUACUGCCUCUGGCCUGAGAAACCCACAGAUGUCACCUUUGACCAGUGGCCCAGGCUCAUAGGUGGCCGAGCUUCACUCACGUCAUCCCGUGGGGGGCAGGGCCCACAGGCAAGGCAUUCCCCUGCAAGACUUACUGAAGAGGCCCUCAACUCUCAGACACAUGGCUUUGGGGGUCCAGCAGGGCCUCAUCCUUCCCUAGGACUCUACUUUCUGCUGAUGGCCCAGCCAACAUGGCUACUUUUUAAAGACACAUCCACGGACAUGAAUUUCCUUUUUACUUUUGGCAGGUAAAUCCAAGCUCCCUGGAGCGCGGAGAGUAUUCAAGCUCUUCUGAUUUUUCUUUUUUUAACGGAAAGUGUUAUCUCCAGGCUACAUGCAACAGUGGAUUGUAUAAACCAGUAUUUCAUCCCUUGAUACUGCGAGAGAGAGAAACGUCCCAGUUUUGUUUUUCUAUUUCAAAAAGUAAUUACUGGUGUUUUUUUUUUUUUUUUUUUAAUGGAAAAGACAAACCCCGUGUUGAUCUUGACCAAAUGCGUUUUGCACAUGUGUGAAGCCUCCGUUUCCAUGGCGGGCCCUUUUGGAAGGGACAGCUUGCUGCUCUCUAGGUGUCGGACUGUGCCCACAUCCCCCACCCUCGGCUCAGCCCACUUGGCAGUGCAUUUGCCUGCCAUGGCGGCUGCCGUUGUGAUUGGUGGGCUGUGCAGGUGGCUUUUUCGUUCUGUGUCUUCUCCACUACCCUUCCGCUCCCCGAGGCAGGAGGUGGGGGCCCUGCCCUACUGGAGGUAGCAUUAGCCCUUGGGCUCAGCCCCUAGGAGGCCCUGGGCCCUGGGCCCUUUUAUAUAUUCCACCCACUACUUGUAUCUGCUUUUUUCUUUCUUGCUCUCUCUCUCUCUGUUUGCACCUGGGAGUGGAGGCCCAGUGGCCAGGGAAAGCUUAGGUAGGUGGAGGCCCAGCCCUGCCUCCAAGUUUCUUCCCCUUUCCCUGGCCGUUGCUUUGGUCCCGCUGCCACUCUCAGCCCCCUUGUCCCCGUGGACGCCUGCACUGCUCUCAUCUUGUCCAUGCCUUCUACUCCCAGGAGACUCACACCCAUUUCCACCCCUGGGCAGGGUGGGUGGGGCAAGGAUGCAGGGAGGCACCCUGGGCAAGUGGAAGGGUUGUGAUGCUCUGUCUGCCCCACCCCACCCCGAGCAGCCACAGAACAAAGCCACGGAUUCCGUUAUCCUCCUCCACUUUUGUUCCUUCUCCAGGUGUCAGGGCUGCCUGGGGGCCUGGGGAGGGUGAGCAGUCAGGUGGGAGUCCCUGAGGGAGCCAGCACUCAGCAUGUGAGCGAGGCCACGGAAAUUCUGCCCCCACUGCAUCUUACCUCACAGGGGCUGUUUUCAGGGAUUCUCCAGGGCAGUGCAGUCAGAUCUUGCCACAGGUGAGAAAGUAGACAGCAGGCUCCCAUGCUGUACAUGCUUCUCUUUCUCUCUCUUUUUUAUUUUUAAAAAGAAAAACCCAGAAAGACGCAUCAGACUCGUGUAAAUGAGGGGAUGCCAAGAGGGUGGCCAGUUUUGCUUUAUGAUCUUAUGAAGGGAAAUUUGUGACCCUACGUAUAUAUACACAUACACAUAUAUAUCCCGAACCAGCAACGGGACUUUGUUUAUAUUGCAAAUAAAUACUAUUUUUUCUUUAAAAUGAGUUGUGGUGUCCAGUAAAGCUUGGAAUCAGGGAAGGUGAGGAGGGAGCACCCUGGGCUGUCCUCCUGGCCCCUCCUGAGUGUGAUGUGUUGGCCUGGGGUCUGCUGGGCACUGUCAGCUGGCCUCCUGGCCCCUCCUGAGUGUGAGGUGUUGGCCUGGGGUCUGCUGGGCACUGUCAGCUGGCCUCCUGGCCUCUCCUGAGUGUGAAGUGUUGGCCUGGGGUCUGCUGGGCACUGUCAGCUGGCCUCCUGGCCCCUCCUGAGUGUGAAGUGUUGGCCUGGGGUCUGCUGGGCGCUUGCUUUCAGGAUCAGAGGCUCCCUACAGAUGGGAGGGAACGCCAAGGCCUCUGGGUAAAGCUGGGCCGGAGUGGGGGCGGCAGCAUUUCCCCACCUCUUCAGUAGAGGCAUCAGGGCUUUCUCCAUGGGCUUCUACUGACGGUUUGACAGGAAAUUGAGGUUCAGGGAGGUUGUGCGGGCCAAGAUCACACAAUUGAGCCCCAACUCACCCAGUGUUGCCCUAGGCCCUCCUUAUGGAUAUUGUCCAAGGCCUUCAGGCUCCUGAGCCCCCAGGUCACCUUUUCCUUGCUGUUGUGGUUGGGAGAGGGUAGUCUGCAUGUAACCUCGCUCUCCCCUCCCCCCACAGUUCUGGGAUGCCUUGUGGGACUGGGAAACCUCAUCAGCCCUGCUUUGCUCCUUAGGAGCUGAGUGGCCUUGGACAGAUCCCUGAGCCUCAGUAUCCAUCUUUGUAAAAUGGGACCAAUUCCACCCAGAUACUGAACGCUUUCCGCAUUUAGGGCAAAAUGAGCAUGUUAUGCUCACUUACAGGUCUGAGCCUGGAGUCACAGGGAGGAAUCAGCCACCCUCGGGCUUCUCCAGAGCAGGGUAAACAUUGGCCCUCUAUCCAGGCUCCCACUGUGGGGUCCAGGAGAGGCCCCAGGCAGAGCAGGAAGCAGGGAAAGGGCCUGGAGAAGGACAGUAACAGCGGCUUGGUGGGCUAAGGCCCCACGGGCAGCACAGCCUGCAUGACGCUGGGAAAUGGACUGGCCUGUCUCCUGAGCCUCUGGCUGGAUUGCGUGAGCCUGUCCAGCGCCUUAGGAAGCCUGGUUACUGACUCAAUUUCCCCAUCUUUGCCUCUUGCCUGAUUA